Molecule: messenger RNA, 1805 nt
Organism: Hyphopichia burtonii NRRL Y-1933
Lineage: Eukaryota; Fungi; Ascomycota; Pichiomycetes; Serinales; Debaryomycetaceae
Exons: 1
Coding region: 205-1692 (495 amino acids)
Biological process (GO): cardiolipin acyl-chain remodeling
Cellular component (GO): mitochondrial inner membrane
Molecular function (GO): A2-type glycerophospholipase activity
Source: RefSeq, a predicted model, not a curated record
GUUUUUUGCAGUUUAGUCGGCGGCAGUAUCUCACACCCGUGCACCGGUUAUCGCCGACGGAAAUAGGCUUAAAAAAAAAGAAACCGAGCAUCCGAUGAAUAGCAGCUUAUCAACAAACGAUUUCAAACGGGUUUUCAAUGAGUUUUUCAAUUACUUUGUUUAUUAAGCUUUUGAUUGACUAGUAUUCGAAUAUAUAGCACCAGCAUGUCCACGUCAACUACCUACAAGACCGAGGAACCAGCAGAACAGGCUUCGAGCGAGAUGGAGAGCUCGUCGCGUCAACUGGUACGUUCUGAAGGGCCUAAAAGAAAGAAGAAGACUGAGUUUGAUGAAGAAAGAAAACGUCCAAUAUAUCCGUGGUCUGAUUCAUUCAAAGAUUGGUUCAAGCACGGGAUCUUGAAGAACUAUACUGAUGAACAAGUUGAAUCGAAAUUGCUUUCACAUUUACCAUUUUAUCCAGUAUCCGAUGGUAAAAGAGUGGCAAAAAUCAUUGAUACUAAGUUAGAUGAUGGUAAUUAUAUUCAUGAAUUUUGUAUUGAGAACAUCGAAUGUGAUAAUAGUGACUCAAAUGAAGGAAAUGAAGAAGGAGUAUUAUCAAAAAUAGGGUUAGGUAAAUCACUCACCCCUCCAGAAGUAACUGACGUUGUAUUGGUACACGGGUAUGCAGCAUCAUUAGGACUUUUCAUUGAUAAUUUCGAUUCAUUAUCAAGUAUCCCCGGGGUGAAAAUACACGCUAUUGACUUAUUGGGUUUUGGAUUUAGUUCAAGACCAAAGUUCCCAAAAUUUCCAAAUAACACUAAGGAAGAUAUUUAUAAAGUUGAAGAUUGGUUUAUUGAUUCGAUGGAAGAAUGGAGAAUCAAACGUAACAUUAACCGUUUCAUCCUUAUUGGACACUCUUUUGGUGGGUACCUUAGUUGUGCUUACGCAAUGAAGUAUAAUCGUAAAUUAAUUGACGCAUCUUCAAAAGCUCAGAAUUUAAUUGAUAAGAUGAUUUUGGUUAGUCCGGUAGGGGUUGAAAGAAGUAAAUAUUCUUUAAUUAAAAAUGAUACUGAUCUGGAAACCCGUUUGGAAAAUCAAUCAGAAUCUCAAGUCCCUUUAACUCGUGAAUUAACUGCCGAUCAAGAGAGUAUUGUUCAAGGAACUGAUACCCAACCAGAAGUUGAGAAUGAUGAUGAAAAUACUAGAGGAAGAAAAUUCUUAUAUCAUUUAUGGAGACAUCACUAUUCUCCAUUCGGAAUUGUUCGUAAUAUCGGCCCAGUAAGAUCAAAGUUCAUAUCAAGAUGGACUACUCAUAGAUUUGCUCAUGUUUAUUAUCAAAAUCCUGAACAUUUUUUCAAUGUUCAUAAUUAUAUUUAUAGAAUCUUUAAUGGUCCUGGUAGUGGUGAGUACGCCAUAACCCGAGUUUUAGAUGUUGGUGCCAUGGCUAGACUACCUCUUAUUGAUCGUGUUCCUCAAAAAGUUGUUGAUAUGAAGUUACCAACCCUUUGGUUAUACGGAGAUAAAGACUGGAUGAAUGAUGAAGCUGGUCAAGAAAUUACUGCAGAAAUUAACCAACUAGCUAAAAAGACAUCCCCUCCUAUCAAUUCUUUGGCUCAAUUCGGAUACAUUACAAAUGCUGGCCAUCACUUAUACCUUGACAACCCUCCUGAUUUUGCAAAAGUGGUAUUCAAAUUUUUAGGUUUCAAAAAGUGAUUGUCUUUUGGUCAAUACAUAUCGAUCUCAUUGAUACUUCAAUUCUUGUUAAAUACUUUCCCCUAUAUUUUCUUUAUAUUUUUAGACUUAUUUUAUAUUACACAUAUGAUCAU